Molecule: messenger RNA, 2103 nt
Organism: Lotus japonicus
Lineage: Eukaryota; Viridiplantae; Streptophyta; Magnoliopsida; Fabales; Fabaceae
Product: beta-hexosaminidase 2
Exons: 2
Coding region: 78-1850 (590 amino acids)
Biological process (GO): glycosaminoglycan metabolic process; carbohydrate metabolic process
Cellular component (GO): membrane
Molecular function (GO): beta-N-acetylhexosaminidase activity
Source: RefSeq, a predicted model, not a curated record
ACAAAUUAUGUGUAGACAAUUCAAUCCAAUUCUUAAUUAAUCUCACCCUGCAGUUCCAUAUAUAACACCACUCAACAAUGUUCACAACAUUCAAUUCCAAACUCCAAACACACACAAUGCCUCACACUGUUAUGUCAACACUUCUAUUACUCUUGUUAUUGUACUCAUUCUCAACAUUGCUCAAUGUAGAAUCAACCACCACAACCAUCAAUGUGUGGCCCAAACCAAGAAACCUCACCUGGGCCCCACCACACCAAGCCACACUCCUCUCCCCCACAUUCACAAUCACCGUCGCCACCCCUCACCGCAACCACCACCUCUCCGCCGCCGUAACCCGCUACACAAACCUCAUCAAAACAGAACACCACCGCCCACUAGUCCCCAUAGCAGCCAACCUCUCCGCCGACAUCCCGCCGCUGCAGUCCCUCACAAUCACCGUCACAUACCCCGAUACACCCCUCCAGCACGGCGUCGACGAGUCCUACACGCUGACUGUCAACGCUCCGGUGGCGACGCUGACAGCGGCGACGGCAUGGGGCGCGAUGCGGGGGCUGGAGACGCUAUCCCAGAUUACCUGGGGAGAUCCGACGCGCGUGGCGGUGGGAGUGCGUGUGUGGGACGCGCCGCUGUACGGGCACCGCGGCGUGAUGUUAGACACGUCGAGGAACUACUUUCCGGUGAAGGAUGUGAUGAGGUUGGUGGAGGCGAUGGGGAUGAACAAGGUGAACGUGUUGCACUGGCAUGUGACGGACUCGCAGUCUUUUCCGCUGGUGGUUCAUUCGGAGCCGGGGCUGGCGGAGAACGGAGCUUACGGGCCUGACAUGGUGUAUACGCCGGCGGAUGUCAAGGCGGUUGUGGAGUUUGGGAUGGAUCGUGGAGUUCGCGUCAUGCCGGAGAUUGACUCGCCUGGGCAUACAGGAUCUUGGGCCUUAUCCUACCCUGAGAUUGUAACUUGUGCCAACAUGUUCUGGUUGCCAGCUGAAGGUGAACCUCUUGCAGCAGAACCAGGAACAGGACAUUUGAACCCUUUAAUCCCCAAAACCUACCAAGUCCUAAACAAUGUCAUCCAUGACGUGACCACAUUGUUCCCAGAAACAUUUUACCACGCCGGUGCUGACGAGGUAAUCCCUGGUUGCUGGAAAGCUGAUCCAACAAUUCAGAAAUAUCUAUCAAAUGGCGGAACUCUCAACCAAAUUCUUGAAGUUUUCAUCAACAACACUCUCCCUUUCAUCUUAUCCCUCAACCGCACUGUUGUCUACUGGGAAGAUGUUCUAUUAAGCGACACGGUCCAUGUUCCGUCCACAAUUCUCCCCAAGGAGCAUGUGAUUCUGCAGACAUGGAACAACGGACAUGAUAACACGAAACAGAUUGUUUCUUCUGGAUACCGCGCCAUUGUGUCGUCAGCGGCCUUCUACUAUCUGGAUUGUGGGCAUGGUGAUUUCACUGGUAAUAACAGUGCAUAUGAUAACCAAACUGGGAUUGACACAGGCAAUGGUGGCUCUUGGUGUGGGCCUUUUAAAACAUGGCAAACAAUGUACAAUUAUGAUAUUGCAUAUGGGUUGAGUGAAGAUGAAGCGAAAUUGGUUUUGGGUGGGGAAGUGGCUUUGUGGUCAGAACAAGCUGAUUCAACUGUUUUGGAUUCAAGAAUUUGGCCAAGAGCUUCUGCAAUGGGUGAAGCACUGUGGUCGGGGAACCGGGAUGAAAAGGGUGUGAAGAGAUAUGGAGAGGCUACUGAUAGAUUGAAUGAAUGGAGAAGCAGAAUGGUAGCUAGAGGUAUUGGGGCUGAGCCCAUUCAGCCACUGUGGUGUGUUAAGAAUCCUGGUAUGUGCAACACGGCUCAGCCAAUAUAAAAAAAAAGGAGCUAAUCAAGAAAACCUUCUUUUCUUUUUCUUUUGAUUGACUCUUUAGUGUUUGAAUGCUGUUUAGGCCUCCUCAAAACCUAUUGUUCUGUUAUGAGAAAUUGUAGUUGUCAAAGAAUAUUCAAUUGAACAUAUCUUGGCGUCAAUUGAUGUUGUAAGUUGCAGUAUAAUUAAAAUUUCACCAAAUGCUGCCUCAAGCAGUAUAUUGAUAGAUCAACAUGAUGAUUGAUGUUUGUGUUUGGAA